Sporisorium graminicola is the source of this 867-nucleotide messenger RNA. RefSeq lists its product as uncharacterized. Gene Ontology annotation, molecular function: rRNA primary transcript binding; snoRNA binding. Gene Ontology annotation, biological process: rRNA processing. The coding region runs from base 1 to 867 and encodes 288 amino acids. The transcript has a single exon. Gene Ontology annotation, cellular component: Mpp10 complex; nucleolus; small-subunit processome. The record is from RefSeq and is a predicted model, not a curated record. NCBI's taxonomy places the organism in Eukaryota, Fungi, Basidiomycota, Ustilaginomycetes, Ustilaginales, Ustilaginaceae.
AUGCUGCGAAGACAAACGCGCGAGCGACGCGAGUACAUCUACAAAAAGGCGCUCGAGAGCAAAGAGAAACAAAUCUACGAACGCAAGCAGCAGAUCCGGGAAGCACUCGCGUCCGGAAAGCCGCUGCCAGCGGAGCUUCGGGGCAAGCAAGCCGAGGAGCUGGGGCGGGAUCUCAACCUCGACGCGGCACAGGAUGCGCCCUCGACGAGCAUCGACGACGAGUACUCACGCGCGGGGACGUACGAUCCACGCGUGCUGGUGACGACCUCGCGCGACCCGAGUUCGCGCCUGACGCAGUUCUCCAAGGAAGUACGACUGCUGUUUCCCAACAGCACACGGCUGAAUCGCGGCGGGUAUACGGUUUCGGACCUUGCGGCCGCAGCACGCAGCAACGGCAUCACAGACAUGAUUGUCCUGCACGAGCACCGCGGUGUACCCGACGCCAUGGUCGUCUCGCACUUCCCGCACGGCCCCACGCUCCUCUUUACCCUGCACAACGUCGUCCUCCGCCACGAGGUCUCGGCGCAGAACUCGACCAUCUCGGAGCAAUACCCACACCUGAUCUUUGAGAACUUCAACUCGAAGCUCGGAACGCGCGUCAUGACGGCACUCAAACACCUCUUCCCCGUGCCCAAGGACGACAGCAAACGCACCAUCAGCUGGGUCAACCAGAACGACUUUAUCAGCUUCCGCCACCACGUCUUUGUCAAGACCAGCCACCGAGAGGUGCAGCUCGCCGAAGUCGGACCCCGCUUCGAAGCCAGAGUGUACGAAAUCAAGCAGGGCACCCUGGACCAGCCGGACGCAGACACAGAGUGGGUCUUGAGACCGUACAUGAACUCGGCCAAGAAAAGGACCCAGUUGUAA